Messenger RNA from Ochotona princeps (American pika), 1870 nucleotides. It is a transcript of the gene SLC7A6, whose product is annotated as solute carrier family 7 member 6. Gene Ontology annotation, cellular component: membrane. Lineage: Eukaryota; Metazoa; Chordata; Mammalia; Lagomorpha; Ochotonidae. Gene Ontology annotation, molecular function: L-amino acid transmembrane transporter activity. The record is from RefSeq and is a predicted model, not a curated record. The coding region runs from base 317 to 1864 and encodes 515 amino acids. Gene Ontology annotation, biological process: amino acid transmembrane transport. The transcript has 11 exons.
GGCACGCCUGGCGCAGAGCCUGGUCCCGAAGCGACGCGCGCUAUCGCGCUCAGGCGGCGAAUGACGUGGCGGGGGCGGGGCCUGAGCGGUCACGGCGGCGGAGCUGGCUGCGCGACGGAGCAUCCUGGCGGCGCCUGGCUACGGAGAGAGAUUAAAUGGGCAGGAGAGACAAGUGGAAUGAUUUAGUCCUGUCUGCGGAGACUUCAGUUUCUUCUAAGAAGCUUUUCCAUUUAUGAUGAGGGAGCUUGUCAUAAUGUGAUUUUCACUUAUUUCUUGACAGGCUACAGUGAACACAGGUGUGCAAGAACCAUUUACCAUGGAAACCAGGGAGCUUGGGAGCCCCACCCCCACCUACCAUCUCCUUCCAGAAGCCAGCCAGCCCAUGGUGGAAGAAGAUGCCAGCCCGUCACCUAAAGAGCCUCUGGAGACCAUGCAGCUGAAGAAAGAGAUCUCCCUACUGAAUGGGAUCAGCUUGGUAGUGGGCAACAUGAUUGGCUCAGGGAUUUUUGUCUCACCUAAGGGUGUGCUGAAGUACACUGCCUCCUAUGGGUUGUCACUGACCGUGUGGGCAAUUGGUGGGCUCUUCUCUGUCGUGGGUGCCCUUUGCUAUGCAGAGCUGGGGACCACCAUUACCAAGUCAGGGGCCAGCUAUGCAUAUAUUCUAGAGGCCUUUGGGGGCUUCAUUGCCUUCAUCCGCCUGUGGGCCUCAUUGCUGAUUGUUGAACCUACUGGUCAGGCCAUCAUUGCCAUCACCUUUGCCAACUACAUCAUCCAGCCCUCUUUCCCCUCCUGCGAUCCUCCGUACCUGGCCUGCCGUCUCCUCGCUGCUGCUUGCAUAUGUCUGCUGACAUUUGUGAACUGUGCCUAUGUCAAGUGGGGAACACUUGUGCAGGACAUCUUCACUUAUGCCAAGGUCCUAGCGCUCAUUUCCAUCAUUAUCAUGGGCCUUGUUAAACUGUGCCAGGGACACUCUGAGCACUUUCAGGACGCCUUUGAGAAUUCCUCCUGGGAUGUGGGAGCCCUCUCUCUUGCUCUCUACUCUGCCCUCUUCUCUUAUUCAGGUUGGGACACCCUUAAUUUUGUGACAGAAGAAAUCAAAAACCCAGAAAGAAAUUUGCCCUUGGCCAUUGGGAUUUCUAUGCCAAUUGUGACACUCAUCUACAUCUUGACCAAUGUGGCCUAUUACACGGUGCUGAGCAUUUCGGACAUCCUCGGUAGUGAUGCUGUGGCUGUGACAUUUGCUGACCAGACAUUUGGCAUAUUCAGCUGGACCAUCCCCAUUGCCGUUGCCCUGUCCUGUUUUGGGGGCCUCAACGCCUCUAUCUUUGCUUCAUCAAGGUUGUUCUUUGUGGGCUCCCGUGAGGGCCACCUCCCAGACCUUCUAUCCAUGAUCCAUACUGAGCGUUUUACUCCUGUCCCUGCUUUACUGUUCAACUGUGCCAUGGCGCUCAUCUACCUCAUCGUGGAGAAUGUCUUCCUGCUUAUCAACUACUUCAGCUUCAGCUACUGGUUCUUUGUGGGCCUCUCUGUUUUCGGACAACUCUACCUUCGCUGGAAGGAGCCUGAGCGGCCCCGGCCUCUCAAGCUGAGCCUGUUUUUCCCCAUCGUGUUCUGCAUAUGCUCCGUGUUUCUGGUGAUUGUUCCUCUCUUCAGUGACACCAUCAAUUCCCUCAUUGGCAUCGGGAUCGCCCUUUCCGGGAUCCCUGUCUACUUCAUGGGUGUUUACCUACCAGAGACCCGCAGGCCACUUUUUAUACGGAAAACCCUUGCUGCUAUCACCAGAGUCAUCCAGAAGCUGUGCUUUUGUGCCCUGACCGAGCUAGAUGUAGCUGAAGAUAAAAAGCUUGAGAGUAAAACUGACUAGAAGCCU